AUGUUUCUGGUGAGUUUGGAUCCCGGCGGAGCCUGCUGGAGGCUUCUCGCUCCUCGAGUGAACACCUGGCGCCACGUCACGGAGUUUCCACGCAGUGGAGCAGAGAGUAAAAUUUUUGAAGCUAGGUUUGGAGCGCGCUUGCUGCAUUUUGCCGCGAAACUCAUGCCGUGUUCAAAGUAAUUUCCGCGAAAUGCAAAAUGGUCUCUGACCCUCCAAAAUUUAGUUAUCUUUCUCUUUCUCUGACGGCUAUUUUGCAUUUCGCGGAAAUUACUUUGAACACGGCAUCAGAAUUCCUCACUAAUUUGGUCAAUUUUGCCCCUUUUUAGAUAUAGUACACGUGUUUUUAAAGUGGUUUCGUCUCUGCAUUAACGUGCUUGUUCCGAGGUUAUAGCACCCCAAAUUUAUUGGAAAAUUUCAAUUGCAAGAUUUCGGCUUUUUACGGAUUUAUUUCUACGAAAAUUUUCCUGUUCAUUGACUAAAAGCAACAUCCCGAUGUUUUGAUAUGUCUUUUAUGAAGUAAAAUGCUAUGAAACACUUUUUAAACUUGUUUUUCUAAAGAAGUUAAUUUGGUCAUAAUUAUUUUAAAUGCACUUCUUUUCGUUCGAAACUGUUUGAGUGUCAUUUUCCAAAAAAACCUUCAACCUUCACCAUUGCUGUUAGCAGCAAUAAUAAAAUUUUCAAGACAUUCGAAAUUUAUUUUCACAAAAAGAUGGAUUUUUGUGUCUUACCGGUGAAGGCCUUUAAGUUCCGGUGAAGGCCUUUAAGCUUUCAAGAGAAACUCUACCCGCCUAAAGAUUGAGGUUAAAGAGAAAUUGGGACAUUCAGACAUAAUUUUUUUAAUUUUUUUAUUAACUAACCCCAACAGUUCCUUUUUCUUUUUUUCGAUUGUUGGGUUUCGAAUGUUAAAAAAGUGUGCGGUGUUCCCUAAGCAAGUUCAUAUAUUAUUUCAAAAAAAUGUGAUUUUUUUGAGCACUCAAAAAAACCUAAAUUUGCAGAAAAAGAGCAUUGAUAAUGUUGGACUUGCUUUUUUUGAAUCUAGACUGUGAAAAGACUAUACCUCAGACUCAUGAACUGGACUAAUCAAAAUUUGAAUGAAAGCCAGUUUUUUUUCUAUAAUUUUUUUUCUGAGGAUUUGAACAAAAAUUUAACAUUUAAACCUUAAUUUGUAAAAAAUUGUUGAAAAAUUAAUGAGACUUGUAUUUCUGAGAAUUAGAGUUCACGAGGGGCUCAGCUAAUUCACUAAUGAUUCGAGGCUGUUCCAGAGAAGUUUCCAGGAUUUCCUGUGAUCCCUGGAAUUGAAAAUCACCAGAAUUAGUUCCUGUUCAUACUGAAAUGUAUUCUUUUCUCUCAUCUCGAUAUUUUCAGGUCAGAUUGCUCACAGCUAAGCCGGCGAAAAAACCUGCCGCGCCUCUUCCUACUGUUACUGAGAGCAAGCCGGAAGAACAUGGUGAACUUUUUUUUUCCAAAAAAAACGGCAACUGCAACUUAGAUACUUAGAUACUUAGAUGGUCCAUCUUCGCUUUCGACCUUUUAUUGUUUUAUUGAUCGAAGCGUGGACCACACGUUUUCCAGGAGGUCUUAUGCAAUCGGUCAUCCAGUGUUGUCCUGGUUGACUGGUAUUCUUGCGAAAAAGUUCCAUCCGUGGUGUUGAACGUGUUAUAGCAUAAUUUUGGUCUGAUUAUCCUUUUUGCCUUGCCAGGGCUAAAAAAGACCGCCCAUUCUGUUAACAGAAGCAAGCCGAACUGCGUGACCGGUGUACCGUUAGCCGCCAUAAAUGGCGUUGCCUCCCCAUCACCGCGUAGAGGUGGUACUUGAAGGGGAACUGCAACAAAGUGAAAAAUAAUUUUCCGCGAUUUUCCUGAAAUAUGAGAACGCCUUCGAGAAUCAUUUUUUACACUAAGACGUAUUUCUGAAGUUUACAAAGAAGGGCUUUCAAAAUUUGAUCUGUCCAAAAACAAGUUUUGAAUAUGUCAUUCGAGUUGAAAUUUCAUUUGAAUUGAAACGGAAAUAUAUUCGUAAAUAUAAAAAUAUGUCAACGCUAAAUUACGCUGGUACGAAUCCAAACUAUGUAUACACGGGAUGAAAAUAAAAGGUUUUUUGUUUAUUUCCACCAAUUUUCUCCUGAUAUGAUGGAAUAUUGCGUACGGGAAUCGCGAACCAAAAUCCCAAGCCAACGGCGAAAAGGGGCGGGGCUUUGCGGUCUCUGAACAUGAUUGAAUGUUUUUAGUCAGCGUUCACGAGGUUCUCGUGCCCAUCAGGAAAGAAGAGAAGCACGAACAAGUCAAAGUGAUAUCGACGAUUGAACGUGCACGAAAGCUGCCAUUUUGCCACGGGUUAGAUAAAUAAUCCCCGGAAAACGUGUAGAAAUGAUCAAAUUCAGCUUCAUGCCGUCUCUUGAAGCAGUCAACCUACUUGUUCGCUCAGGAGACUUUUUGAUUCGCCUCCGCGAAGGUAAUCCGGUGGAAACCUUUGGGAUCAAGUUUUGAAAAAUAAAACUUUUCAGUCAAAGGCCAAGUUCGCGUUGUAGUAAGCGUGGCACUUACUUCGGCGCAAUCCACCAAGCUGAGACAGAUCAACGAGAAGGAAGACACGCGGAAAGGAUGCCAGGUGGCGAAGAAAGUGCCGUACGAAAAAGAGGAUGACGGCGAUGUCGCAACUGAUCUAGGGGAGACGGGGGAUGGUGAGGAAACCUGGAAUUAAUUCAAAGAUUUUUCGGGAAAAAAACUGUUUCCUUUUUAUGUAAAUUUCCGCCGUGUUCAAUUUGAUUCCGCGAAAUGCAAAAUACCCGUUAGAGAAAGGAAAAGAUCACUAAAUUUUGGAGAGUCAGAGAUCAUUUUGCAUUUCGCGAAAUCAAAUUGAACACGGCAUUACGGUUUUAGAGACCAAAGGCAAUUACUUUGUCGAGUUGCGGAUGCGGUUUUAAUUCGUUGGAAAGCAAGGUGGCAUUCAGAAGAGAUCAGUGUCAAAUUGCGUACAAGUUGAUUGAAACAAAAUUCCAUAAGCGGCUUACAUUUGAAAAUAAUCUUGGACAGUCGCUUAUGGACUGGACACAACUGUUUUCGAAGAGUUACGAGAAAGUCAAGGAAAAAACCAUUCCAAAUGCGGCCAAAAGUCGUAUUGACUCGAAAAUACUUGCCGCAGUUAAAAUGACUGUUGAGAGAAUUCCGAAACAACUAGAAUUUCAAGAUCAACGAUAUAAAUAAUAAAUUGUAGCCGCUAUGAACCCUAACUUUACGCCUUCCUGUUCACAUUCAAAUUGUCUCGAGGCCUCAAACGUUAAAAAAGUCUCAAAAUAAAAAAAUACGGCUUCAACGUCAAUCGGAUAGUUUUCAGACAGGAGGAAAGGCUCGGACUCGUUUUCCGAGAUCCGACCUGCUCCCUUCCGCGAGACGAUUGCCGUGAACUACCGGCAUAUGAAGUUGAGAGAGAACAAGAACGGAUGUUCUUUGGAUGGGGAAUACUAUUUCUCAAAUCUAAACUCUCUGCUCGCGUUUUAUAUGUUUGUGAAAUUGGAGGUUAGCCAUUUUGAACUUGUCAUUUUUCGUUUGCAAUAAUGCUUUGAAGUACUCUCGCAAACUUGUUAACACCAAGCGCCUAAAUGGGGCCAUACAACACGAAGUUAAAGAGAACUGAGAACAGCCCCCGGGAUCUUUUGAGCAUCGCGACUGAAAUUUCGAUUUUUUCGAGAUUUCAUCGUUUCAUUUUCAUCACUGAAAUCGAUGAAACCAGCCGCAGAGCGCAAUUUUUCAUAUUGACGGAAAAAAAACAGCCGUCCAAAUAACAACUCUUAAAAGCUUUAGGGCGUAAAUAUUCGAAUUUUUGCGGCUCUCCUUUCCAAAACUCGAUCUUUUUCAGGGUCCACAAGAUUUUAAUCUUCGGAACCCAAUAAGUCGCCAGUACGGAUCCUUCCGCUCCUCACAGAUCAAGAUUGUUAAGACGGUGAGGAAUUUUGGAAUAAACCAAAAAAAAUUUUCCGGUUUAAAAAUAACCAAAUGUUUUUUGAUUUGCUCCUUCUUUUUCAAAAACAACUUUUGAGCUGAAAUAUGUUUUUUUUGUCGAAUUGGAGUCAUCGUUCUUAAUAUUUGCAGCUCGGGAACGGCGCGUUCGGAGAAGUUUCGCUUGCGGAGAUCAACCACCCGGCUUUCGCGCAGAACAAGGCGGCCGUGAAAACGGUAGGCCUUGAGAAAUCGAGUUUAUUCAGGAAAAGAUCGAAAAAGACGUCUAGAGCUGAAUUUCGAAAUUUGUUGUGUUGAUCAAGAGUUGCAACAAGUCUGAAUUCUGGGAUUUCUUAAGAUCUCAAGACAUUUCGAUGGAUUGGAAUAAAAAUAGGGAUAAACUUGCGUAGAGCAUCUUUUUGUCCGUUGUACGGUAUUGAAGUUUUGACUUUCGUUGAAAAUUAAUUAAAUUGGAAGAAGAACUUUCCGGACUUUUGUAAUGCACUUCUAGCGGUCACUUUAGCGGCGUCAGCGCUUAAGUGAUUACUAGAAAUGCUCAGAUGCGUUUUUUCAAGUGACCGAGGUCCGAGUUCUGUCAAAUAUGUAGUGUGCGAUAAAAGUGCUCUGUGGACAAAAUAAAGACGCAAUUUCUGGGUUUUUAAGAUGAAGAAAGGCGUACCGGAGCACCUCGGACUUGAAGAAAAGUUCCUUGUUGAAGGAACAAUCUCCAUCCCGCUGGACCACCCUAAUGUUGUCCGCACAUUAGGGUGGUGUUACGAUUCUAAACCUCUGCAGCUACUGAUGGAACUGUGUCCGGGUGAGGCUUCCAAAAAGCAUUCCUUCCAAUCUCUAUGAAAAGUCCCUGUGAAAUUAGUUAACUUCGAAAAUAAUUUGAAAAAAAAUUCCGGAAAAUAUUUUUAAACGAGAAUUUUGCGAUCGCUGAUGUCAAUUAGACUUUUUGACACAUAUCCGCCUAAUCUUCGAAUUUAUGAAUUGCGGUUUCUUUCCGCCUAAAGCUUCGGCGGAAGUCUAUUUCUUUUGAGCUUACCGUCAAUUUUUGAAUUGAUAUCGUUUUUUGAAGGUGGAGCUCUAAGCACUUUUCUCAUGGCCAAGUCUGAGAAAGCCUCGAACCUGACCUUGACGAGGUUCUGCCUCGAUGCCGCGAGGGGACUCGAGUAUUUGCACGACGUUGGGGUCCUACACAGAGAUGUAGCCGCACGAAACUGUCUUAUAGAUGAACACGGAACGGUAUUUUCAUGGAACCUGCAGAGAAUUCACCAAAUUUUUCAGGCAAAGGUGGCGGAUUUCGGGCUUUCGGUUAAGGCCUACUACUAUGAGAUGACUACCGCGGAAAACUUGCCUACCCGCUAUUUGCCACCUGAAAGCCUGACGAACUACUCUUUUAACGCUGAAUCGGACGUCUACGCCUACGGGGUUUUCUUUUUUCUCAUAUCUGACUAAAUUGGAAACUUUACAGCAUCUCGUCUGCGAAGUGUUCAACAAAUGUCAAAUGCCGUACGCCGGCAUGUCAGGACCGGAGGCCCGAAAACAGGUUACUUUUUUCUUUUUACAAAAAUAGUACGUUUUUUGCAGAUACUCGCGGGGAAAGUGGUCAACGUUCACGAAAGAGCACCCGAAGCUCUUCGCUUUUUCGUGGAAAACAGGAUCUUCGCCUAUCACGCAAUUUACAGGCCGACCAUGCCCCAGGUAUAAACUUUUUUUCAGAGCGCAUUAUUCGACGCAAAAUAGCCUCAAAUUUCAUCUUUGAUUUUCGAAAAAGGUCAUGCGUUUUAUAACUCACAACUUGAUAACUAUCGCCGCUAUUUUUUCUCGAUACUUGAACAAAUCCAAAAAGUUUGAAAAAAGAAGCUUUAGAUAGUCGAGUUCAUGACGGAGGUCAUCAGCAUUUUGAAGGAGGUUUGGCUUUUUAAAUUUUUUUCAUAAAAAAAUGAUUUCUUUUUACAGGCGAAUCCGGGAGACAAUGCAGCAUUUGAGAUUGGAGCUGAAAACAAGGAAGCGAUGCAGCCGAGCACUGGAACUGAAGUGAAUCUUUGUCUUGUCUAUUGAAGCCCAGAGGUCACACUGGGAAUGGCUCCAUGCACACCGAGUCCUUUGAAAGAACGUCCGACCAGAAUCGGCUUGGGCGAUGAGAAAUCAAGGAGCCAUUUCCAAUGCGAUCAUGCUGUUUUAGUCGUGGAAAACUUCAUACUUCUCAGCUUAGUGUGAAAAUAGGGUAGGAGAAAUGAAAAUUCUUUUUGAUUAAAAAAGCCAAAAAAAAUCAUAUUUUUCGAGCCAACAUCUUUUACAGGAAGUCUUUGAGAGACUCGAGCCAAGUUCAGCGGCUCAGUCACCGCCUGUCGAUGUCGCUGCAUAG
Molecule: messenger RNA, 6309 nt
Organism: Caenorhabditis auriculariae
Lineage: Eukaryota; Metazoa; Nematoda; Chromadorea; Rhabditida; Rhabditidae
Source: the annotation of a GenBank genome assembly